UACGAUUUGUAUCCACACAUACAUUCUGAGGGCCAUAACAAGACAUGCGAAUUACGUGUUGAUAUAGCGAACCGACUUGGAGGCUCGGCAAAUAUCGGUAUGUGAACACAGGGCAUGCAACUGUCAUCGUGACCGCUCUUGAGAAGUAUAAUGUGGACAUAGUCACACUAACGCAUGCCAGCCGCUGGCGACCUUCAGAAGGAUGUGGCGUAGAAGUUAAUAGACACCUCCGGCAAAUUCGAAUCUCCUCUGAUCUAGGCAUCCGUCCGGAAUAUAACCGUCGAUGCAUCGAGUAAUGGAGUACCGACUUUCAGGUUCAAACAUUCAGUACUGUCACUGCUGCAGGGAACUCACCCCACGGCCGUUCUGAAAGACCGAUGGGGUCUGCACCCUCAGAUGUCAUGGUCACCUGUUCGUUGUGCUUAAUGAAUUGUAUCCAAACCGAGGACGAGAAGUACAACAUGCCUUCAAGGACCAUCUUCGUCUUCUGCGAUGGCACUGGAAACGACGGAGCUCUUUCUGUCGGGGAAUCCGACGUGCGCGCCGCUGUAGAACGUGCAGCCGCUCAAGGUGGGACAGCCGUGCCGGCGAGUGCUGCCAACAGUGGUCGAACGCGUGCAGUUGGUGGCGGUGGAAGCGGCCAUCAGAAUGCGACCAACGUUCUACGACUCUCUCGUGCCAUCAAGCCUGCAACAAACAAUGGAGAAGAGCAAUUAGUCUUGUAUCUGAGCGGAGUUGGCAGCGAGGCCGACUUCAACGGUGAAGGCAACGCAGCCACCGCCUCUUUGCAGGCUCUGGGAACCGCUGUUGCAAGCAAGAUACGUGACGGAUACGUCUAUAUAGCACAGAAUUUGCAGAAGGGCGAUCGUGUCUGCAUAUUUGGAUUUUCCAGGGGUGCAUAUACGGCUAGGAAGCUUACUGCCUUAAUUGAAUCCAUUGGACUCUUGGAAACACAGAAGCUUGGAUUCUUCUUCCAGAUCUGGAAAGAGCUCUACGAUAAUAUUCAACCCAACAUUCCGCCCGGCACACGUGUCGUGGUUGUCGGUGUAUGGGACACUGUCGGAUCUGUCCGUGGUGCCAUCGACGUUCUCAAUAUCAAAGACAAUUUUCUUCCGCCGAGCAUUGACGUCGCUCUCCAUGCAGUCUCUAUACAAGAUAACCGGGAUAAGUUCUUACCCACCCUCUGGGUAAAGCCUCCUGGCGGGCUGCGAAAUGGCCAAAUCUUCAAAGAAAUAUGGUUCCCCGGUGCCCAUGCAGACGUUGGAGGAGGCUAUGAACGUCACGAGCUCUCUGAUAUAGCUCUGUUUUGGAUGGCGGGGGAGAUAUCUUCGCUGGUGUCUAACAACAUCAUCAAUAUCGACCUUGAUUUCCUAGCUUCCAUUCGUCAGCCCAAACCUGACCCAUGGGGAACCUCGCAGCCCAACAACACCUACUAUAAUACGCCUUGGUGGCAGAAAGCCAUCAUUAGGCCAGAGACUCGCCUGGAUAGCGGACAGAUCACGCGUGACGUGCUCUUCCAUGAGAGCUUCAAAUCUGCCCCUACCACGCUCACUCACCCUGAUCACAUGGUUACGAUGAAUACUCUCAAGCAGAAAUUUGGUACCUCUUGGUCUCCCACUUGCCCACCUCUAAAUGCUUUUGAGCAGCGCUGCAAGAAUCAGUGGAAUAGCACGCUCGAGGAUCCCGGCAUUCCGUUUGAACGAAUGGACGAUCUGUUUGAUAGGUCAUUUUUGGAUGAAGAAGCCCCAACCUGGGUCGCCAACAAAGUAUCCAAAGAUGCCGUCGCAGGUGGUUGGGACGCGGACGCCUUACCCCUUUGGGUUGCUCGCGCUCCAUACCAAGGAGGGCUUCAUCCUGGAAAGGCUUCUCUCUCAAUUUUCUCUGGCGUUAUGAUCAGCUAUGACGGCAAAGAAAUCAAUAUCAAGAGUGGUUACGAGGUCUUGUCGGCCGAUGUCGCAGCUAUCGGUUGGAAAGGAUGUAAGGGACCCUUCAGUUUGUCGAAGUUGGGAGAUGCUAUCCCAGUGGCCGUCGGUUAUGAAAAGGAUGGAACGCCCUUGUAUUCCGUUCGAGCCAUCUACGGCAAUGGAGUUCACUGCGGGAAAGUCAAGGACGGCUCCACUGCUAUUAUCCCGUAUGGAGAGUUGGAAGUUUUCGUGGAUAUCUAUCAAGUCCUCGUUUGGGAUGACUCUUUUGGCGAUUGGUUGCAACGAGUUUGAAUUGCCGAAUGCAUUUAAAGUGGAUUUAUACCGUCUUGAUACCAUCUCUCGGGUCCAAUGUGAUCCUUGUAUGUACUAGUAGCGGCCGUGUGUGGACAUGUAUUCGAGAAUGACUGAAUGACAAUGUGAUUGUUGGCUUGUGAUUACGAGGCUGAAAUGUCCACCUUACAAUAACAUAUCCUCUGUUUG
Somion occarium is the source of this 2405-nucleotide messenger RNA. Lineage: Eukaryota; Fungi; Basidiomycota; Agaricomycetes; Polyporales; Cerrenaceae. The record is from the annotation of a GenBank genome assembly.